This is a messenger RNA of Erigeron canadensis, 1041 nucleotides long. Its product is annotated as flavonol 3-sulfotransferase-like. Gene Ontology annotation, biological process: sulfation. Lineage: Eukaryota; Viridiplantae; Streptophyta; Magnoliopsida; Asterales; Asteraceae. The record is from RefSeq and is a predicted model, not a curated record. Gene Ontology annotation, molecular function: sulfotransferase activity. The transcript has a single exon. Bases 1 to 1041 code for a protein of 346 amino acids. Gene Ontology annotation, cellular component: cytoplasm.
AUGUUGUCACCUAUUGCCUUCUAUUCACCCAUAGCAAUUGCCACAGAAGAUGAAGAAAAAGCACGAAAGGCAAAAAUGUCGAUCAUCAUUGAGCGAUAUAAGGACAGAGUCUCGGUCCUUCAUAAGCACAAGACAUGGAACAACACUCAUGUGUACAAGUAUGAGGGUUUUUGGUAUCACCGAGGCUUUUGGUAUCAAUCGAAUGCCAGCUUCUCUAUUGAAGCGGUUAUGGCAUCCCAAGAUGGUUUCCAAGCUCAACCAACCGAUGUUUUCUUGGCAAGUCAUCCAAAAUCCGGCACAACAUGGCUAAAGGCCCUUGCCUUUGCUAUUGCAAACAGAACAAAGUUUAAUUUUGGUCCAAACCACCCAUUGCGUACCAUUUGCCCACAUGAUUGUGUCCCUUUCAUUGAGUCUGAGGCGUUCUUAAACAACCCUUCCUACGCCAAUGGCCUCAUGGCCACUCAUAUUCCUUAUACUUCUUUGCCCAAAUCCAUCAUUAGUUGUGGUUGUCGGAUUGUUUAUAUAUGUAGAGAUCCUAAAGAUGUGCUCAUUUCUUCUUGGCACUUUAUGAACAAGUUGAUAGGCAACGAAUCUACUCCAAUAAAACUGGAAGAUGCAUUUGAGUAUUUUAGUAAAGGUAUUAUUACAAAUGGAUCUUUUUGGGAUAAUGUGGUAGGAUAUCGGAAGGCUAGUCUUGAAAGACGUGGUCGACCAGACACGGUGUUGUUCUUGGUCUACGAGGAAAUGAAAAAGGAUCCAAAGAAUGAGGUAAAGAAAUUGGCCAAGUUCAUAGGUCACCCUUUUACAAAAGAGGAGGAAGCUAAACGAGUCGUGGAAGAAAUAAUAGAGCUAUGUAGUUUUGAGAAGCUAAGCAAUGCGAGUACUAAUGCAAACGAUGAAAGGGAGGACACACUAUCGAAUGAAAUAUUCUUUAGAAAAGGCAUAGUUGGAGAUUCAGUCAAUCAUCUUACGCCUGAAAUGAUCCAGAUUUUGGAUAGAAUAACUAGACAAAAAUAUGAAGGUUUAGAUAUCCCAAUUUAA